Messenger RNA from Gigantopelta aegis, 960 nucleotides. RefSeq names its product adenosine receptor A3-like. Gene Ontology annotation, cellular component: membrane. The transcript has a single exon. Gene Ontology annotation, biological process: G protein-coupled receptor signaling pathway. The record is from RefSeq and is a predicted model, not a curated record. The coding region runs from base 1 to 960 and encodes 319 amino acids. NCBI's taxonomy places the organism in Eukaryota, Metazoa, Mollusca, Gastropoda, Neomphalida, Peltospiridae. Gene Ontology annotation, molecular function: G protein-coupled receptor activity.
AUGGUAUUAGGCAAUGACGAUGUCGUCACGAAUCUAACAGAGUACAACCGCAUAACGGUUAGCGAUAUGACCCAGAUGGCUUUCGAGGUCAUACUUAUGGUGUUCGUCUGCACUGUCAACACGUUGACGUUGAUUACAGUUUUCCUGAACCGGAACUUGUGGACUGUUCCUAACAUGUACAUUAUAUCGCUGGCCGUUGCGGAUUUUCUGACGGGUCUGUCGCUCGCUUAUCAAAUAGUGUUCCACAUACCGGAGAUAAAACUAGUGUUGGACCAGAACAAAUAUCUCUGUCUUUUCAGACAUGUACUAUUCUUUACCAUGAUUGGCGCUUCAUUGUCGAAUAUGAUUCUUAUUGCCUUUGAUAGAUGGACGUGUAUUACGUUUCCUUUGACAUACAAACGAUUGGCUACAAUACAAAAAGCAGGAAUACUCAUUGGAAUUGCCUGGAUUGUUGCAACGAUCAUUGGGUCAAUGCCUCUGUAUGUCAAUAACUGGCAACAAGACACCCCUUGCCUAUUUUUCAAAGUACUCACCAUGGAAUACCAAGUUUACGUUCAAGGCGGAUUCUUCAUUGUGUGUUCAAUAAUUAUCGCAGCUUGCUAUGGUCAUAUUUUUCGUAUUGCCAAGAGGGAAAGAGAAGCCAUUUUACGAGUGACGGUCAUAAGCGACGCACAAGCCGAUGGUGCACGAAUGGCCAAAUUCAAAAGGGACUGGGAGUUGGUCGUAAUGUUCGGCGUUGUUUUUGGUGUUUUCUUUCUCUGCAGUGCCCCGGCGUUCAUAUUUGUGACCAUAGCAUACACAGUGGGGGUUUCAGAAACCGUCAACAGCUUCACUGUUCCGCUACUCAUGAUGAACUCUGGGAUGAACUUCGUUAUUUACGUCGUGAAAAACUCGCACUUUCGAACGGCUCUAAAAGCUACUUGUUUGAACUGUCGAACAACAGUAAUUGGUGCCAUGUAA